Molecule: messenger RNA, 4808 nt
Organism: Gasterosteus aculeatus aculeatus (three-spined stickleback)
Lineage: Eukaryota; Metazoa; Chordata; Actinopteri; Perciformes; Gasterosteidae
Gene: plekha7b
Product: pleckstrin homology domain containing, family A member 7b
Molecular function (GO): protein binding
Source: RefSeq, a predicted model, not a curated record
GAGGGGGGAGCCGAGCCGAGCCUGAGAGGAGAGAUCAUGGCGGCCCCUCUCGGACGGGACACCCUCCCGGACCACUGGUCGUACGGAGUUUGCGGGGACGGCCGCGUCUUCUUUAUCAAUGAUAAAAGUCAUAGCACCACUUGGCUUCAUCCACACACGGGCGAACCGGUUAACUCGGGCCACAUGAUACGCUCAGAUUUGCCAAGAGGAUGGGAAGAGGGCUUCACGGACGAAGGAGCCAGCUACUUCAUCAACCACAGCCUGAGGGCUACAUCAUUUCGACACCCUGUGACCGGACAAAUAUCCCCAGAAAAUACGGAAUACACACUACAAGACAGGAUAGAAGCUCGCAUGUCCAAGUCAGCGGCCAAUCAGAGAUCCCCGAGCAUGGUCACAGAGUCCUCUAAGGCUGUGACCUCAGCUGCAGCAGAUGCCCACUCAGGGACAAAGGGAUGCAGAGGUGCAGGGAAAGUGCACAGUUUUGGCAAGAGGGAUCAUGCUAUUAAAAGGAACCUCAAUAUCCCAGUGGUGGUGAGAGGCUGGCUCUAUAAACAGGACAGCUCCGGAAUGCGACUGUGGAAAAGGAAGUGGUUUGUUUUGUCAGACUACUGCUUGUUUUACUACAAAGACAGCCGAGAGGAGACGGUGCUCGGUAGCAUCCCUCUGCCCAGUUAUGUCAUUGCACCAGUUGAGCCCGAUGACCACAUAAACCGCAAAUACGCUUUCAAGGCGAGCCAUACAGGGAUGCGCUCCUACAUUUACAAUAAGAACUCUGUGAUUGGCUCUCAGGCAGAACACUGCGGGAUGCGGACAUAUUUCUUUAGUGCGGACACACAGGAGGACAUGAAUGGCUGGAUCCGGGCCAUGAACCAGGCUGCGCUGAUGCAGCAGAGUCACACUAUAAAGAGGGCGGCGGAGAAUCCAAAGGAGGCUGCGCAGCAGACUCUCCCACAGACCAACCAUGUCCACGUCAACCAGAACGCAUGUCAAUCAGAAAGCCUUAGCAGGGCGGAAAAACCUCCGUAUAAUGGUAUCCAACUGGCCCAUAGGGAGGAGGUGAGGUAUGGAUUAGAGAUCGAAGGGAAACCCAACCACUCAGCAGCAGAGAGACUCUCUCCAGACUGUGUUGAUGAUGCCACCCACAAGAAAGGCCAGCCAACGGUCAUCGAAGUGGCGCUGCCACCAGAACAGAAUGGAAAUCCUGUCCGUCAGAGGGGCUUCGUUUCACACGUGGACCCUGAAAAACGCGUGCAGAGGAAGAAUACGCUGGCAAAGGUGGAGAAGUGGGUCAAAGUUCAAAAAGGGGACCCACCAAAGAGUGCUCCCUGUGCCGAGUACGACCUCCCUCGGCGGACUCCUCCAUUAAAGCCCAAAGCCUGUACAGAGGCAGAUGCCGCCUAUCAGUCGUUGCCAAAGUCUCCCCGUCUCCCGUCUGGCUGCGCAUCUCCUCCAGCAUCAUGCAAAUUGCCUAGUGACUACAAGUACGCCCACGACCGGCUCAGCCACUUCCGCAUGUCCACCGACGAGCGCAUGGCCACCAAGGAGGGGAUGGUGUGGCAGCUGUACGAGUGGCAGCAGCGGCAGCAGUUCCGUCAUGGCAGCCCCACCGCGCCUAUCUACACCGGCCCCAACUUCACGGACUCCUCAUCUUUCAGGGUGACUGUGGAGAUGCCCCGAUCCAUCUCCGUCCCCCCGUCCCCGUGUGAAGUUCCGCCGUCGGUCCCCGCCUCCUUCAAGCCCUUGUCCCCUCGCCGGCCGCACACUCCUUCAGACAGACGCACCAUCCGGCCCCUGGAUGACGUGGCCCAUGAGGACAGCACAAGAUCCAGCUCUCCCGGACAUAUUUGUGCCCAUCUUUCUCAGGCUUCCCAAAUAGAGAGAAGGUCCAUGCCCGCCAUGGGCUACAUCACACACACUGUCAGUGCACCCAGCCUACAUGGCAAAACGCCAGAGGAGCUCACCCUGCUCCUCAUUCAGCUCCGAAGGCACCAGGCUAAGAUGGUUGGUGUGCAUAGCCCCUGCGAUGCGUUCGUUCACCUUCAGCGCCACCAGCACAGCGGCCUUCUAGGCCCCAGCAUGCAGGCUGAUGAUACUUACAUACAACUGAAGAAGGACCUGGAGUAUCUAGAUCUGAAGGUUACUGGACGUGACAGUUUAAAAACAGAAAGACCAGCAAAGCCCGUCAAAAUAGCAGAAAGUGAUGCUGAUGUGAAAUUAAGUCAAUUGUGUGAACAGGACAAGAUUCUACAGGAGCUGGAAGCCGGGAUACGCUCUUUGAAGGAGGACAAGGACAAGCUAGAGUCGGUGCUGGACGUCUCCCACCAGCAGAUGGAGCAGUACAGAGAUCAGCCGGCCCAUGCUGAGAAGAUUGCCUAUCAGCAGAAAUUACUACAAGAGGAUGUGGUGCACAUCAGGGCUGAGAUAUCUCAAGUGUCCACAGAGAUGGAGAACGCGUGGAAUGAGUACAGCCGACUGGAGAGAGACGUGGACUGGCUGAAGUCGGCCCUGCAGGGACAGAUGAACCGCAGCGAUCUCUCUCAGCAAGAUAAAGUCCAGAUCAGAAAGGAGCUGUGGAGGAUUGAGGAUGUUAUUGCAGGCCUCAGCACCAGUAAAGCCAACUACAAAGUCACCAUCUCCUCUCUCACCAACCCAGAGAGGAAGUUUGUGCCUUCAGUGUCGGCGUCGUCAGUGCCUUCUGUGCCCGGGAGCCCGUCUGCUGUGGAGAUGAGACUGUCGCAGCAUCAGCAGCAUCAGCAGCAUCAGCAGCACAGCCCUCACCUCAGCCCCAGCGGCCACAGCGCCGCCCGCUCCUCCAGCCCCAGCCAGCAGCCCUCCCAUCACUGGGUGGAUGCAGCCAUCUCUAGUGGUCUUCAAUGGGGUGGGGAAGAUGUGCCACCUAGACCUCCUCUACCUCAGCUUUACAAUCCCGAUGAGCAUCCCCCUGCUGUGCCCCCGUUGCCCCGGGAGACCACAGUCAUCAGACACACUUCUGUACGCGGCCUAAAGCGACAGUCGGACGAACGCAAAAGGGACAGAGAGGUUGGCCAGUUCACUAAUGGAGACAGUAAGGUGGAGUUCAGGCCUUUCCUGAGUGAUCCGGAGCUUAUGGGGGCUGGAGAUGGCGCCAGCCACAUCAGUAUAGCCACAUCUGGACAUGAUGGUUACCAGACAUUACCUAGCAGAGGAGUGGCUGGCUCCUCGCUGAGGCUGAAUCAGUCCUCGGGCGUCUCCUCGUAUGUGACCCUCCGGAGAGCAGCCUCAGCUGCCGGCAUGAAGGAGAGACCAAAAAGUGCCUUGGAGCGUCUGUACUCUGGGGACUCGGUGCAGCAGCAGAGGGGGAAGAUGAGUGCUGACGAGCAGCUGGAGAGGAUGAAGAGGCACCAGAAGGCCCUCGUUCGCCAGCGCAAACGCACCCUGAGCCAGGGAGACCGCCACGCCUCUCCCUCGUCGCGCACUUCUUCAUCCUCCUCGCGCCCGCUUUCCGCAGACCUGGGAUCAUGGAAGAGGGAGCAGGAGUUUGACCUGCAGUUGCUGGAGAGGGCUGUUCAAGGUGAGGAGGCGCAGGUAGUGAGGAGCGUUCAGGGGGAGGAAACGGCUCCCGACCACAGAGAGAGGCCUCGCUCCCGCUCUGACGAAUGGCUGACCCUGCGCUCCACCACACCCUCCUCCCACGAGGUUGACUUGGAGCCGUUGGACUUUGACCUGGACCUUAACAAAGAGCUUUCCAAGCCUCAGAAGGUGUUGAUCCCGGAGCGCUACGUGGAUUCAGAGCCCGAGGAGCCUCUCAGUCCGCAGGAGCUGGAGGAUCGGCACCGUAAGGUGGAGCGCAUCAAGAGCAUCUUGGCAAAGUCCAGUGUGCAAAACCUAGCACCCGGAGUGACUUUGGACAAGCCAGAGGUCGGGCUCGUGGCACUCGACUCUGCUCUGCAGGAGCAGGAGAGGAUCAUCACCAUGUCCUACGCUCUCGCCUCGGAAGCUUCGCUCAAGAGCAAAUUAGUCACAGUUCUACCACAGGCUAACAUCCCCGCUCCUCCUCCUCCUCCUCCUCCCCCGCCUCCCCUUCUUCCUCCUCUUCCCCCCGUUUCUCUGGCACCUCCCUCUCCUCUAAGCAACGGAAUCCACUACACGUUUGUCUAAUCCGAGAAAUAAACUCAAGCAAUUUUUGGACACUGAGGUGCUAUUCCACAAAGACAACAAGCAAUUUGCAAGAAAAGUGGAUCCUUGGACAUUUCCGUCUUUCCAUGCAGCAGUACAAAAACUGUACUAAUCAUUUAUAAUACUUGCUUGGGCCCACGCAGUAUUGGCUCGUCAAAGUGUGUCCACUCGCUGUAAGCAACAAGGAAAUGGAGGACUUUGAAACGCUGUGCUAAUUAACUAUGAAAGCGUCUAACAAAUGUAAAUCUCAUAAUAAUGUUUUCUACAUGUUGAUGCACUUUGAAUUGUACACUGUAUCACGUUUUCAAGGUAACACUCAAUGGCUAUUACUUGCAGUGUGAACGCAACUGGGUCAUUUUUGUUUUUAUCAGGUACAGAAUGUUUAGAACCAGAGGUACUAAAUGCGUCAUGAUAGUAGUAUUUUUGUCAAACCUCAGAUAAUAUUCUUACACCAAGCCACUCGAAAUAUUAUAUGUAUGUACCUUGAGCACUGCCAGUCUCCUUUUAAUUUGCCAGGAUGAAUUUUAUUUUUGCUUACAUCAGGAUAUGUGCAAUGUGCACAUAUUUUCUGUGUGACUGGGGAAGGUUGCACAUUAGAAAUUUAUAAAAGAAAAGAGAAAAAAGUGAAUAUUAAAGAUAUUAACACAAUGUAA